Molecule: messenger RNA, 2163 nt
Organism: Bufo bufo (common toad)
Lineage: Eukaryota; Metazoa; Chordata; Amphibia; Anura; Bufonidae
Gene: RRAGC
Product: Ras related GTP binding C
Exons: 7
Coding region: 251-1396 (381 amino acids)
Biological process (GO): regulation of autophagy; cellular response to starvation; positive regulation of TOR signaling
Cellular component (GO): Gtr1-Gtr2 GTPase complex; lysosome; nucleus
Molecular function (GO): GTP binding; GTPase activity
Source: RefSeq, a predicted model, not a curated record
CAGGAAGCUGGGUGUGCACCGCUGAGAGGGUUUGGUAGCUCCAGGAAAAGGAAAGAGAGAGCGGUGUGAUUGUCUCCCGGUGCAAUCACAACAAUCCCGGGCGACGGGGUGCUGAUCACAUCACUCGCCGCUAGGUGGAGCUGGAAGGUUCGGGCUACCGGACCGCUGUGUCACGUGACAGUGCUGGCUGGAUUAUGGUGACCGGAACCCCGCGCCGGCGGCUUCUGUGAGCAGUCUAUAAGUACACACCAUGUCUAUUCAGUACUCCGUGGAGGAGCCGCUGUCCGGCAGCUACGGGGUUGCCGACUCCUUCCCCAAGGACUUCGGCUAUGGGGCUGAUGAGUCCGAAAUGGACGAGACUUCCACGGCGUCAGACAAGCCCCGCAUCCUGCUGAUGGGUAUGAGGCGCAGCGGCAAGUCCUCCAUCCAGAAGGUGGUGUUCCACAAGAUGUCUCCUAAUGAAACCUUAUUCUUGGAAAGCACCAACAAGAUCUACAAGGAUGACAUUUCAAAUAGUUCUUUUGUCAAUUUUCAAAUCUGGGACUUUCCAGGACAAGUAGAUUUCUUUGACCCGACGUUUGACUAUGAAAUGAUAUUCAGAGGGACGGGAGCAUUAAUUUAUGUGAUUGAUGCCCAGGAUGAUUACAUGGAAGCCCUAGCACGACUCCAUGUCACAGUCACCAAGGCCUAUAAAGCAAAUCCUGACAUGAAUUUUGAAGUUUUCAUUCACAAAGUAGAUGGUUUGUCAGAUGACCAUAAGAUAGAAACCCAGAGGGAUAUUCACCAGAGAGCCAAUGAUGACCUGGCCGAUGUUGGACUGGAAAAGCUUCAUUUAAGCUUCUACCUGACAAGUAUUUAUGACCACUCAAUAUUUGAAGCGUUCAGUAAAGUUGUGCAGAAACUGAUUCCACAGUUGCCGACGCUAGAAAACCUGCUAAACAUUUUUAUAUCUAACUCUGGCAUUGAAAAGGCUUUCUUAUUUGACGUGGUCAGCAAGAUCUAUGUUGCAACCGACAGUUCUCCUGUAGACAUGCAGUCCUAUGAGCUGUGUUGUGAUAUGAUAGACGUUGUAAUAGAUGUAUCUUGUAUAUACAGUUUGCAUGCUGAGUGUAAUGGGACAGCGUAUGACAAGGAGUCCAUGGCCAUUAUCAAGCUCAACAACACGACCGUUCUCUACUUAAAAGAAGUCACAAAGUUUCUGUCGCUUGUUUGUAUUCUUAGGGAAGAAAGCUUUGAGAGGAAAGGAUUAAUAGACUACAAUUUUCACUGCUUUCGAAAAGCCAUCCAUGAGGUGUUUGAGGUGGGGGCUUCCACCCACCGGACCUUCAGCCAUCAAGCCAGCAGUCCCAAUCUCAACGCAGUGACUCACAAUGGCACACCCGCAAACGCCGUCUAGAGUAAAACCUUGUGGACGUUGCCACCAGUAGCCCAGGUGCACUGCCCGCCACAUGGAGUGUGUCAUUGGAGAGGAGGCCAGUGCAAGACAUACAGGGUACUACAGACAGAAGAAACCUUGUGGAUCUCCCUUUAAGUGUCUGAUCAUAGUGACAUGUUUGCGUUCCUGCCACGAUUCCACUUUUGCAAUGGAUCCUUUUGGUUUGGAUUGGUUUUCCUCUGGUAAAUCUCAGCAGCAGUGUAUGCAUGUAAAAAGCCGCAUGUCAUCUUACCUGUUGUUUUUUUUUUUUUUGUUUUUUUUUAAAUAAAUGCUGACUGCAUUGCAAAUCUUUUGCCAUUACUGUCAAACUUGGGAUCACAAAAAUACAUACUUUCGAGGGGUUGUUUUUGUUCACAAAAUCCAACCUCCAGACCUGAAAACAUUCCAGAAGGGGGCGCACUUGUGCUCGGAGAGAGACUGGCAUCACUCUGGGGAUGUGCACAUCCUACAUAAGAAGGACCUUUGUGCUAGGAGCAGCUCCUUUGGCUUCUUACAGACACUUGGAAAUAAUCCCUGGGAAUAGAUUUCAGUCGUUCUUCACUGUAUUGCUCUUAGUCAAGCGCACACCUCUCUACCCAGGAUCAGAUAAUCUUCAUACUCGCAGUUCUUCAGCUUAAUUCCAAAUGCCUUUUUUGGGGCUUGUGCCUGUAUCUGAAAUGUGUUUUAUUUUAUUGAUUUUGAGGUUUGUUGUGAAAUAAACUGCACAGUUAGCAGGGGGUGCCAUAUUG